AGAGAUACUCGGUAAUGGCGACAGGUUUGAUGACCUGACAUAAUAUGGUUUGGGAAGUGAAAACCCAGUCGGUGCCCAAGUCAGUCCAGGAACCCCAGGUGAAAAGCACAAGAAGCAUGGAUGAAACUUUUGACUUGCUCAAGUGCUACGAGAAUCUGCCCUCUUCACCAGGAUGUCCCUCUAGUGAGGGCCACAUGGAAUAUGAUGAUCUGCCAGAGCUGCAGGAAGUGCAGGAAGACCAGAGUACCACAGCCGUGUUUCAGGUUACUCCAGGGGUCUCCCAUCAGGAGGGUCCAGGGGAAGGCUGGAGCCCUGGAGCUGUCAGUACCUCCCCUCAUACUAACUGGCUUACAGAGCUGGCAAACAUUGCCACCAGCCCUCAGAGCCCCCUAUUGCAGAAUGCCCCCCAUAACAGAUCUUCUCCUGUUCCGAUUUUUGCCACAAGUAACAGUUUACAUUCCUAUGCCCGGCCUCCCCAGGCCUCCAGCGGUCCCUCCAGCAGUGCCCCCACCCCUGCCCGCAGCCACAUGAGGGAGUGUCAGCGCCUCAGAACGAGCAGCGAGUCAGAGUCAGGUAUUUUCUGCAUGUCUUCACUGUCAGAUGACGAUGACAGAGGGUGGUCCCACUCCUGGCCUUCUACAGUUUGGCAUUGCUUUUUGAAAGGUACUCGUUUGCGUUUCCACAAAGGACCUAAUGUGGAGUGGCAGGAUGUGGAGGACUUGGUAGAGUCAGAUGAUGAGUCUGAUGAUGAGGGGAGAACACAGUCCAGUUCCCUUAAGAACUAUGGCUCAGAGGGGCUGAAGCUAGUGGCUUUAGAAGAAACAGUAUCCUACGGCCAAUCCGUCCUCAAGUUGACCUUUGACCCCGGCUCCCCAGAGGAUGGUCUUCUCACAGCUGAGUGCUGCUUAGACCAUCCAUUUUAUGUGAAAAACAAAGGAUGGUCUUCUUUCUAUCCGAGCCUUACUGUGGUGCAGCAUGGUAUCCCAUGCUAUGAGAUGCAAAUCGGAGACCUGUGUCUACCUCCAGGACACCAUGAUGCCAUCAACUGUGAUGACUCAGUCGUUUUUGACACCUUCAGGAGUUACGACUUCACACCUCUGGACUCCUCAGCUGUGUAUGUGUUGAGCAGCAUGGCACGCCAGCGAAGAGCCUCCCAGUCUAGUGGAGGUGCCAUCAGCCCUGACUGCGAUAAACUGGAGGCCUCUGGUACCUCACCCAGCAGGAAGUCACAUCGCGGCCACGCUGCUGGAAGCAGCAGCGGCGCUACACCCACAAAGUGCAAGCGGCCAAUGAAUGCUUUCAUGCUCUUUGCCAAGAAAUACCGGGUGGAGUACACACAAAUGUACCCUGGCAAGGAUAACAGAGCCAUCAGUGUGAUCCUGGGGGACAAAUGGAAGAAGAUGAAAAACGAGGAGAGAAGGAUGUACACCAUAGAGGCCAAGGCCCUGGCUGAGGAACAGAAACGCCUUAACCCAGACUGCUGGAAACGCAAGAGAACCAACUCGGGCUCCCAGCCAAAUUAGCCUUAGGGUGCAGGAGAUCAUUUUGGAAACGUGAACUGGACAGUCCAAGACUGACACCACCACUCCUCUCCUCUCCUCUGCAACUGAUGACUUAACUGUGAUACUGAACAUACUUGCUUUUUUAUACAAUAGGUUCACUGAGACAUUAAACCAACAAAUCUUGAAUAAAAGAAAAAAAAACAAGACAUGAAAUCAAAUAUGAAAAAAUAUUAAACAAAAUGUAUAAUUUAGUAAACUAACAGUGCUUAUAUAUUUUUCUUUAUCUUCAAAAAAGACAAGAUGCCUUAUUCUUCCAAUGUUAAAGAAAGGAAUAGAAAAAAAACAAAAACAAAAAAAGCUCAGUUCUACUUUCAGGUAACUUUUUCUUAUAUCUAUGCUUGAAAGGUGGGACCCUGUGGUGCUAUUAUAUGAGGGGUGUAGUUGGAGCAGUAUUGGAGCAGUAUACAAAUAUGUCUAUUUUUAAAUGUAAAAAGGGUAAUUUUAGAUGUUGUUUUCAGCUGUUCAGAUGAAUUAUAUUCAUAUAACUCAAUGUAUUGCACACACUCAGUGUAUUCCAAAGAUCGCUGAUACUUGUAUUCAUUGACAAGCUGGUUUUGGUUAUGUACUGUAGAGUCAGCCAACCAGCAGAGGCCAUAUACCGUGUAUGUGUGAGUUACUGUGUGAAUGUAUUUGUGUGUGUGUGUGUGUGUUUAUGCAUGUGUGAGAUUAAACACCUUGCCAUACAUUACUGAUUAUUGAGAAUAUGGACACACACACACUCACACACACACAAACACAUGCGCGCACCCACUCGCUCACAGGCAUACACUGUAAAUAUACUCUUUUUUUUUUUUGUUCAAAUACAGCACUUCAGGGCCAUGCCUUCACUGGAAGUGUUUUUGUUUUUGCACUUUAUAUUCGUAUAUAACCUUGUACACAACCAAUAAAUGUAUACAAACUGAAACUUUGUGUAUAAAAAAAAUAUAUAUAUCUUGCUGAGAUAUAUCCUUUUUUUUUUUUUUUGGACACAAUCAUGGCCAAACCGAGUAGCUUGUGUUGUGCUUUGCAGGUUUGCCAUUGCAUUGCAGAAAAAUUUGUCAAUAAUGUACAGGUCCACGUUUCCAUAAGCUCUUGCACAAACUUUUCUUGUAUUAUAUUAUAAAUAAAAUUGUAAACUUACUAUAAAAA
This is a messenger RNA of Chanos chanos (milkfish), 2690 nucleotides long. RefSeq names its product HMG-box transcription factor 1 (gene hbp1). Gene Ontology annotation, molecular function: RNA polymerase II cis-regulatory region sequence-specific DNA binding; DNA-binding transcription factor activity, RNA polymerase II-specific; protein binding. The record is from RefSeq and is a predicted model, not a curated record. Bases 45 to 1523 code for a protein of 492 amino acids. The transcript has 11 exons. Lineage: Eukaryota; Metazoa; Chordata; Actinopteri; Gonorynchiformes; Chanidae. Gene Ontology annotation, cellular component: nucleus. Gene Ontology annotation, biological process: regulation of transcription by RNA polymerase II.